Messenger RNA from Zingiber officinale, 1278 nucleotides. RefSeq names its product secretory carrier-associated membrane protein 4-like. Lineage: Eukaryota; Viridiplantae; Streptophyta; Magnoliopsida; Zingiberales; Zingiberaceae. The transcript is spliced from 12 exons. The coding region runs from base 223 to 1017 and encodes 264 amino acids. The record is from RefSeq and is a predicted model, not a curated record. Gene Ontology annotation, cellular component: recycling endosome membrane; trans-Golgi network membrane. Gene Ontology annotation, biological process: protein transport.
CGCCACUGGAAGCUAAAAAAGUUAAAAGCAGGAGUUCUCCCUGCGAGGCGGAGAGAGGAAAGGCAACCACCGUCGGGUUUGCUCGGGCCCCCGUCGGCUUCCUUCACAGCCAAGGCAGAACCACCAAAGCAGGAAGGGGGAGUGAGAGAGAGCCUCGCCGCCUCGGAAGCAAUCCUCUUGCAGUAUCGAGUAGGCGGUUCCACUCUUAGAUCGCGUUAAACCAUGUCUCGGGAUCCCAAUCCGUUCGAUGAAGAGGACGUGAACCCGUUCUCGAAACCCACUGCUCCUGGAUCUAAUUCUCGCAUUUCCACGUUGGCAUCGAAAGCAUUUGGAUUUGGGAACAAGAAUGAGGCGACUAUGGACAUACCAUUGGACAAUGAUUCAAAGAAAAGAGAGAGGGAACUUGUUGAAUGGGAAGAGAACCUAAAACAGAGGGAAAUGGAUAUUAAACGAAGGGAGGACUCAUUGACAAGAGCUGGUGUUACUGUUGAAGAAAAGAACUGGCCACCAUUUUUCCCUAUCAUCCAUCAUGAUAUAUCUAAGGAAAUCCCUGUCCAUGCUCAGAGGUUGCAGUACCUAGCAUUUGCUAGUUGGUUAGGAAUUCUUCUCUGUCUAUCAUGGAAUGUAAUUGCUGUGACUGUUUGCUGGAUUAGAGGGGGAGGUGUUAAAAUAUUUUUCCUUGCAGUCAUCUAUGCUUUACUUGGAUGGCCUCUUUCCUAUGUGCUUUGGUACAGACCAUUGUAUCAUGCAAUGAGAACUGACAGUGCACUUAGGUUUGGUUGGUUUUUCUUCUUCUAUCUGAUUCACCUUGGCUUCUGCAUCCUUGCGGCAAUAGCCCCACCAAUUGUAUUCCAUGGGAAGUCAUUAACUGGAAUCCUGGCAGCAAUUGAUACCUUCUCAGAUCAUGCGUUAGUUGGGAUCUUUUACUUGGUGGGCUUUGGGCUGUUUUGCUUAGAGACACUAAUAAGCUUAUGGGUGCUUCAGAAAAUUUAUAUGUACUUCAGAGGACAAAAAUGAAGCUACAGGGAAAAGAGUUGCUUUGUUGUUUAAAAGGUAAUCAUAAUUAAGAUGAACAAGCAUUGGAAUCUCCUUGAGACCUCUUCUGGAUCCAAUUGUGAGUGAGUUUCUUAUGUGGAUGCAUUCGUCUAGUUUCCCUUUCUAUUUGCUACAACCACACAGUGAACAGAUCUUCUCUUAUUUCAUAUCAUGUGAUUAUGUGGGAUGCUGGUACAUAGUAACCUCAUCAAACUCGGGGGAGAUUAAAAAAUUUAUAUCCAA